AUGAAUAGUGAGGUUCGCAGUCUUAAUGCCGACUUGAUACAUAAUCACGACUUACACCCAGAACACCCCACUUCAAAGCUAAAAAGAUCUGCAUUUACCAAGCUAAGGAAAGCACAGUCUACUUCGAAACUAAGAAUCACCCAAAUUACUCAAAAUACUCAAAAUACGUUGGAUACUCAGGAACAGCAGAAUCACCUUCAUUUUUACCUUCACCAUACCCACCAUCAUCAUCAUCCCCACAACCACCGCCAUCAACUUAUUCCUUUGAAGAAGAAGAAAACAUCUGAUACCCAAAGAAUAGCAUUGCCGUCGCCAUCGCCAUCAUCAUCGACCCCUCCUGGAAACUAUAAUAAUACGACACAACCAACAACCUCAGAACCGGUAACUUCAACCUCAACAACAGUGACAUCUAGUACAUAUCUGGGUAAGAGCAAGAACAAGGACAAGAAAAGGAAUAGAAGUAGGAAGAAAUCACUACAGAGUUUGUCUACAGUAUGUCCUCCGUCAUCUACAGGUACCGCUUCCGCUAUUUCUACAAGUGUGAGUGCGAGUGCGAGUACAGAAUCAGGUUCAAGUUUUUUCAAAAAAAUAUCAAGCGAAUGGAACUCCCUUUUAAGGAGAUUAAAAUCUAUCUCGGAAGAGGUCUUCAAUCCCGAGGACAUUGUUGAUAAUUUAUUUAUCGAGACAGAUUCAGACGACCAUACGCUGUUGGAUAGACUAUUGCGUUCUUCAAGAGGUUACAAUUCAACAGAAGAAAAAUUUCUACAAGAUUACAAACGGUUUAAAAGUUUGGAUCAAAUGUAUGCUCAUUACAAUGAUAAUAAUGGCGGUGGAAUCAAUGAGGUGUCCACUACUACCAUCGCUGCCACUAGUAAUAAUAAUAAUAAUAAUAAUAACAGCAGCACAUUGAUCAACAACUAUGAUGUCGGAAGUUCAACAACGGUGGUGUCAGACCCACUAAGCUAUAAAAUUAGAACCACUUUGCAAGAUGUUAUAAGAAAUCAAUCUACUUCUACGACAGCCAUUAAUCUUUAUCAGUAUCAAAAUAUUGAUGAGUUCAAUCUGGAUGAAGAAGAAGAAGGAGGUUCUGAAGUUGAAGGCUCGAUGCCUUUAGACGAUAAUGCAGACACAGCGACGUCAACAAUCACAAACGAAAUUGUGUAUAAUGAUAUUGAUUUUAUAUUGUUACGAAAGGAAUUUGAAGCCAUGGUUUCAUCAACAAACCCAAAAUCAGCCAACACCAAUACCAACACCAACACAUCAGACUCAGACGUAAAUUCAAGAUUAACUUUUGCAAAAACGCAACCACUGCAGGUGAUAGCACCCAACAUCAAUAUAGGGUCAACAUUAUGGGAUUACAGGCGUAAAAAAUGGUUGCAGUGCACAAACAAUCCACGCAAAAUUAGAGAACGAAUAAAUCGAAAUUCGAUAUCUCAUAUCCCUGAAGAAUCAUAUGCCAAGAUAUAUAAUAAUUUGAUUGAAAAAAACAAGUGUUUAAAAACCGAUAAACAUUUGAAUUUGAGUGAUUUGAUCAGCGUGAUUAAUGCAGGAUGGAUUGCUGAAGAAAAAUGGGAAAGAGCUGCUCGUGGUAUAGCUUGA
Lodderomyces oxycetoniae is the source of this 1599-nucleotide messenger RNA. RefSeq lists its product as uncharacterized. The record is from RefSeq and is a predicted model, not a curated record. Bases 1 to 1599 code for a protein of 532 amino acids. The transcript has a single exon. NCBI's taxonomy places the organism in Eukaryota, Fungi, Ascomycota, Pichiomycetes, Serinales, Debaryomycetaceae.